CCAAUACUUCUUGGUGAACGCGAAACCCAGAAAACUCAUCAGCUCUUCUUUCCGGAACGGGUCAAAAUUACGCCGUUAAUUCUUUGGGAUUGAAAUUAUCACAAUUUAAUCCAAUUUUACUAUUCUCAAAAUGGAUUCAAAGCCAGAAAAUAAGUGGUGGAACUGCGCUCCUUGCAAGUUGAGGUUUAUUUACAAAAGUGAAUUUGUUCGUCAUCUCUUGAAACACGAGACAAACGUGAAAUGCGAGAUUUGCGGCCUGAUUUCUAAAAACAGACUCGCCUUAUCUUCUCACGUCGCAAAAAUUCACGGCAACCGGAUCCGACCUGCUUGCAGUAUUUGUAACAAGACUUUAUCCAACCAAGCCAAUUUACGGAAACACCUUGACACCGUGCACAACAUGGAGGAGGAUCGACCCCGUUUCCCAUGUGGAUUUCCUGGCUGUGAAAAAAGCUACUUGACCAAAGGGGACUUGACGAAGCAUGUGAAAGCUGGACAUGUCGAGAAUCCGGUCAGAUUUCCGUGCACACGAUGCGGAAAAGAAUUCAAAACGAGGGCCUACCUUGGCCGACACGUUUCCACCCACACGACCGAUAAGCCAUGUAAAUGUGCCACCUGUGGGAAAUGUUUCGCUUGCAGGAGAUACAUGACAAUUCAUAAGAGGAUUCAUACUCAAAAGUCUGGCCGAGAAACGUUCCAGUGCCACCUCUGUCUGCAGACUUUCCUGACGAAGUACGGCGUCCAGAGGCACAUUCGGGUUAUUCAUGAAAAGCAGAGGAAUCAUCGGUGCACAUUUUGCGAAAAGAGUUUCUCGAGUCCCUCACAUUUGAAGAAUCACGUGGACGCGAAACACGACCCGGAUAAGAAGAUUUACACCUGCACCGAAUGCGAAUACAAAAGUCAUGCAAAAGGAAAGUUAGCUCAACACGUGAAGCGUCACGAUGUUUCGAAUUGGCGUGAGUGUUACUUUUGCAAGAAGCAGUUUGCCAGCUUCCCAGAAUUGGUGAGACACUUUGGUCGGAUUCACACUUUAGAGAAGUAAAAAUUUAUUAGGGAAUCUCCUAUGGAGAAGUCCGUUUCGUAGGUUUUAAAACGUGUAUGUUCUUGGUAUCCGUAUGCAGUAAUUUUGUAGCAUUCGUUUCAUUGACCGAUUUGUGAAUGUUAAUUUUUGACAACUUUUGUAAGCCUGUUCCAAAAGUGUAAUAAAAUGCAAAAAUGUUGACAAAAG
Molecule: messenger RNA, 1225 nt
Organism: Folsomia candida
Lineage: Eukaryota; Metazoa; Arthropoda; Collembola; Entomobryomorpha; Isotomidae
Product: PR domain zinc finger protein 5
Exons: 3
Coding region: 131-1039 (302 amino acids)
Biological process (GO): regulation of transcription by RNA polymerase II
Cellular component (GO): nucleus
Molecular function (GO): DNA-binding transcription factor activity, RNA polymerase II-specific; RNA polymerase II transcription regulatory region sequence-specific DNA binding
Source: RefSeq, a predicted model, not a curated record